Molecule: messenger RNA, 1207 nt
Organism: Stegostoma tigrinum
Lineage: Eukaryota; Metazoa; Chordata; Chondrichthyes; Orectolobiformes; Stegostomatidae
Gene: ormdl2
Product: ORMDL sphingolipid biosynthesis regulator 2
Exons: 4
Coding region: 109-570 (153 amino acids)
Biological process (GO): negative regulation of ceramide biosynthetic process; ceramide metabolic process; intracellular sphingolipid homeostasis
Cellular component (GO): endoplasmic reticulum membrane
Source: RefSeq, a predicted model, not a curated record
UGCAACCUGAUCAGCCAAACAACAGCUCAGUAAAGCAGACUCGGUGAUGACAGGUUAGGUUGAGCGGAGGCGACCUUCCUGUUCGCAGUUAAAGGAGCUGGAGACAGGAUGAAUGUUGGUGUCGCUCACAGUGAGGUUAAUCCAAACACCCGGAUAAUGAACAGCCGGGGAAUCUGGCUGGCCUACCUCAUUUUAGUCGGAAUUCUCCAUGUCGUCCUGCUGAGCAUUCCAUUCUUCAGCAUUCCUGUGGUGUGGACUCUUACUCAUGUCAUCCAUAACUCGGCAAUGUAUUGGUUUUUGCACACGGUUAAAGGAACACCAUUUGAAACUCCAGACCAGGGCAAGGCACGAUUACUUACACAUUGGGAGCAAAUGGAUUAUGGGAUCCAGUUUACAUCUUCACGCAAGUUUCUUACCAUCACUCCAAUAAUUCUGUAUAUGCUAGCAAGUUUCUACACUAAAUAUAACGUUGUUCAUUUCCUGGUGAACACCACAUCUUUGCUCACCGCACUCAUUCCCAAACUCCCACAGCUGCAUGGUGUCCGAAUCUUUGGCAUCAACAAGUAUUGAAUGGGUGCAUGACCUCUGGGUGAAUGCUGAAAGGCGAUGCUGCCAGUAACUCCAAACAACCUCAGAAAGGGGCCAGCAUGAGCAAUGCGCACAAUGUACUGAGACAAUGGCUGAUGAAGGAACUGCUGGCACUACCUCUUGAAACAUCAACUGUUUUUCUUACUGUGCAAGUGAAAGACUUUGUAUGUAUAAGUUUACUCUUGUGUAUAAGCUGCUCAUGUAUAAUUUUGUACUUUUUUUCUCUCCUUUGCAUUAUAUGUAUACAAUUAAAAGAGAUUUAAGUCAAUAAGGGUUUGGAGGAGUGUUUGUGUAUCCGAGGUAAAAGAUUCACAAAACGUAGCAACUCUGCUCCCACCUCUACUGCCUCGUAGACUCCACCCAACUGAUUGCUUCCUCAGUGCCAUUAUGGCACUUACUUUACUAUCUGUAACUAUGACAGAGCUGCUGCUUGAUCUUACUUGACCGCUCCUUGCAAUCUUCUCUGGAACUCUCACUGAGCUGGGAGUCAGUCCUAUUCCUUUGUCUUGCACUUCUGCAAAGUAAUUAUGUCGUUGCAGUAGUGUAGCUUUUGUACAGUGUAUAAAAGGGGUUGCAUACAGUAAUGUGACAGUGAGGGGUCCUCAAGCCUGGUGUUGCU